This is a messenger RNA of Caenorhabditis sp. 36 PRJEB53466, 5041 nucleotides long. The record is from the annotation of a GenBank genome assembly. Lineage: Eukaryota; Metazoa; Nematoda; Chromadorea; Rhabditida; Rhabditidae.
AUGCGCGUGCUUCCUGAGGUUUUCUGCCUUUGCAAUUGUUUCAACAUGCAUGUAAUUGGUUGUGAAUGUGGUCGAAUCAGUGUGGUCCAAACUCGUUAGGUAGUCAUUCCGUCGUGCCCCUCCGCUCCCAUCUCUCUCUCUCUCUCUCUCUCUCUCUCUCUCUCUCUCUCUCUCCUUCUCUCUAUCUCUCUUUCUCUCUCUCUCUUUCUCUCUACUUCUGUCAAUCCCCCUCUCGGUCUCUCUUUCUCUCUCCGUCUCUCCCUUCCGCUUCCACUCUUUCUCCCUUCUCUCCGUCUCCUCUGUCCGCCCACUGCUUGUGCGAUUUCUUUGAAUUUCUGCCAAACACACAUGCGCGAGAUGACCAACCACCGUUAUAUUUUUCCCUGAUUUUAUGAGUCAUUCGUUUUCCAGUCUAUCAGUUUUGCAUUCCAUUUCUCUACUUUCCUACUUUUUCGAGAGCAGUGUUUCUAGCCGAGUCAUCGGAUAUUCACAUUGAAUUUAUGUUGCGAGUUUGAAAGCCAAAGCGACAGCGAAAGUCUCAAGUUUGGUUUGUGGAUUUUGAGAAUUUUAAGGAUUAUGCUGGUUUCCUUUCGUUUUGAGCCUAAUUAAUGUGUUCUAUAAAACAUGUAUUACUCGCUAGUUUUAUAUCAAUAUUAAAUUGUCAUCAUUUCGGGCUCGCCCUCCGCCGGAAAACGCUAGUAGUCAGUCCAUCGUUCACUUUAAUGCCCCAUAAAAUAAUAUGUUUCUAAUCGAUGCGCCCUGUCUCUUCUUCUUCUUCUUUUUCUUCUUCUUCUUCUUCCUCUCCGUCGCCAUCGCCUCUGCCGGUGGUGGUAACGACGGCGGCGGCACGAGGAGCAAGACGGAAUACGCGCGUCGAAUGAGAAGAGAAACAGCCACUUUACACUCUUGCUCCGCGAGCUCAGAGAGCCUGCUCCGCCGCUUUGCAGCACACUGAGGCGCAGGCGAGACGGGCACGCAGGAAGCCGGCAAGAACACAAAGUGCCCUCUGCCUUUUAGUCACCCUCGGCCGAACACAACAACCAUCCCUUCCUCCUCCCCUUUCGGUCAGUUCCUCUUCCAUUUUUGGCCACCGGAAAAAAACAUUUCGAACUCUCUUGAGAGCCUCUUGAUCUGUGUCCACUUGUCUUCUGUUCGUUUGCCUUCUCCUUCGUUUCAUUUCAAUUCAAUCGAACUGUUGUUCAGGCAGGCGCCUUGCUGCUCCCCAACGAUGGCGACGUCUUCGAUGUCAUCGUUGACGUCUUCAUACCACACGACGGGGCUGCCUUCCAAUUCGGUCGUGCCGCCGUUCGACGCCCGCAACCUGGAGAUCAAGACGAAGUCGAUUGAGCAGACGCUUAUUCCGCUCGUCACUCAGGUAUGAAUGACAUCAGCGCCGGAAGCGAUUAUGGCUAUCCGUUCUGUUUCCGUCGUGUCACCACGGCCCAUUUGGCACGCGAGUGUUUGUUUGUUUUGCAGAUCACCACACUCGUCAACUACAAAGAGUCCUACUUGACAAGCGGAAAACCCAAAUCCGAAAGGGCAAUGAGGGCUGCAUUGAAGGUACCAGGUAACCAGGAACAGGCCCCUUCAAAACUGUACAGUUCCAGAUCGGAAGCGCCGUCGAAGCAGCCAUCGAGAGGUUCGUGUGCGUGGGAGAGACGAUAGCGGACGAGAACGCGGACAUCCAGCCGGAAAUGUACGACGCCUGCACGGAAGCGCGCCUUGCCGGUGAGAUCUUUGCCCUUCGAGGAGCCUCUCCAUCCGUGGGCACUAAAUCCGCCCCUCUCCUUUGCGGGGAUCACAUUUCACCAAAUCAAAGCACAUCGAAAAGUGUUGCGUGAUUACACAACGCCGGGUUCUUCCCGUAUCGGAGAGAGCAACGAGCGGCUCGCCGACGCAUGCACAAAUCCGCGCGCGUAUCCGAUUACCCGCCUCCCUUCGGCUAAGAACCCAGCCAUUCUUGUUGUUCCAGGCGCUUCGAUGGCCAACCUGUCGUGUGCGUGCAACGAAGAUCCGUCCUCGGUGGUGGACAAGGCCGUUCUCGUGAGAGCGAGCAGGCAACUUCUGAGCAGUGUGACGCGAGUGCUUCUGCUCGCGGACCGUGUCCUCGUGAAGCAAGUGCUCCGAGCGGAAGACAAGGUAUGAAAAGGAAAACAGAAGGGAGACUCUCUCAAUGAUUUCAGAUCGCCUUCUCCCUUUCGCGGCUCGAAUCCACACGAUCUUUCAAUGAUUUCGUCAAAGUGUUCGCGGUGUUCGGUGGAGAAAUGGUCGAACUGGCGCAUCGGAGCGGAGACCGACAGCACGAUUUGAAGAGCGAAAAGAGGAAAGCACAGAUGUCCGUGGCAAGGACGUCGCUCGAAAGACUCACUAUGCUUCUGCUCACCUCCUCAAAAACAUAUCUCCGGCAUCCUGACUGCGAUUCGGCGCUUCAGUGUCGCGACGGAGUGUUCUGUCAGAUGAAGUUGUCUCUCGAACUGAUUGCCAUUUGUGUCUGCGACGGAAUCAUCACAACUGACAAGAAUCGGUACAUUCAAGACGAGCCGGACAUGCCGAUAGACAUUGCACUUCAGUUGACAGCCAACGCAGCCAUCAAACAGCUCACUGUCAGUCUCUCCCCGCCCCUUAUUUCCAGUUUUAUAAUAUCAACUUCAGGAGAUGUUGGAGAUGAUUCGAAUGACGGUUCGGGUGGGCGCAGGAGUCCGGGAACGGAUAGUUUCUGCCCUGGACGCCCUCUGCCAACUGACCCAGGACUUCACCGAUUCCGCCUACACACCACAUCAUCAACGGGAGCAGAUUCUCGAUUUCCUCGAGGAGUGCCGCUUCGAAAUGACCAAUUUGAUUCAACCAGAUGAGAACGAGCAAUUGGCUGCGAGCGGACUGGAAGUUACCGUUGAACGGCUGAACCGAAGGCUCAAAGAUCUGAGCAAACAGCUGCAGAUAGUUGCGAUGGAGCAGAUAUCAGAAGUGUUGCGGGCCAACGAGGACCAGGUGUUGCUGUCGUCGAUGAAGGCGUGCGCGGUGGCAGGAGACAUCGACGGGGUGGAGAAGUACAUGCACAAGUUCAGAGAGCACGCGGAUCACAUGCAAGAAGUCUGCCGCCUCCUCCACCACAUCUCGAUCACUGAUGCUCUGCAUGUCCACACAGGGCACGUCGAGCGAAAUAUGAGAGCUCUGGCUCCUCUGGUAUACGGAUACUUUGUGCCAAUCUUAAGAUAUUCCCAUUUGCAGACGAUUCUCGCUGGAAGGACGCUCUGCGUGCAUCCAUCUUCUCGAAUCGCCAGGGAGAACUUGGAAGUGUUCUGCGACACGUGGGGCCAAACCGUCAGUUGUGCAUUGAUUCGGCUGCCAACCGUUCUCUUUUGCAGGUGAACGAUCUUUCCCGUGUGGCGAAGGAAUCCGACGUGGCAGCGAACGGACGCGUGGCGGCGGAGAAGCAGGCGUACAUGUCACUGCCUAGGCCAGGGGUGAGUAACAGUUCGGUCAGCCGUCGGAAGCAUGAGGGUGACUCUUCUGACUCGUCGAACGAACUUCUUCCGAACGGAGGAAGAAGACCGAAGAAGCUGGGGAUGGCUCCGACGCGUGUAGUUGAUCAGACAGGUGACGAGGCGAGCAGCGACGAGGAACAGGCGGACAAACAGGAAGUGGAAGCCUUCCAGUACAGAAUGAGUCUAAUCAUCGAUGAUCUGCAAAGUGACGUGGAAAGACGAUGACUAUGCUUCCUGCAUGACUUCUUUUUCUUUUCUUCUCUGUUCCACUACCAUCUUCUCUUUCUUUUCUUUCUAUUUCUCUUCUGUGAUGUGCUGUGUUCUUGUUGUGCCAAAAUAAAUGUUGUGCUGGUAUGAGAAAGAGAGAUCAAAAAUGGAACUCUCGCUGAUUUCAGAAGCACGGAACCACCCAGAAACCGUCGAAACCAAUCACUUUGGAUGUUGAGGUUGUCUCUUUUCCAUUAAAACGAAAAUAUUCUUCUCUUUCAGGACCAACAAAAGAUGGCCAAGGUGGGAUUGGAAAUGAAGCUGCUGACUUCGGAAGUGGACGCCGAAGCCGAAAAGUGGGACGAGUACGCCGAGAAUGACAUUGUGAAGCGGGCGAAAGCCAUGUCCUCGAUGGCCUACAACAUGUACCUGUUCACCCGAGGAGACGGUCCUCUCAAGACCACGCACGAUCUGUUCACGCAAGCCGAGUUCUUUGCCGAACAGGCCAAUCAAAUGUACCGAACGGUGCGGGAGUUCUCGUACGAAGUGCCCGGAUCGGCCGAGAAGUCAGACCUGUCGGCGAUUCUGGAGAGGAUUCCACUGCACUGCCAGCAGCUUCAGGUGAUGGUCAAGAGUCCGACGGUCGGGAAGACGGCCACGUUCGGAAAGGUCGACUCGGUUAUCCAGGAAACGAAGAAUCUGAUGAACGAGAUUGCGAAACUGGUGACUGCUUCAUUCGUCUGCGCCACGAAGGUUAGUGUUUCGACCUGAAAUGUACUGAAUCCUCUUUCGAAACCGAACAGAUUCUAAUCAACGUAUUCAGAUGUUUGCUCAAGAAUCCCAACAAGGGUAAGUUUGUCCCUAGCGCGAUGAGUAGCUGCCCCUCCCUCAGUUACCCGAACUUUCCUUUCCCAUCCUCCUCGCAUUCGUGCGGCCAAGUCUUGUGUACUCUCUUGUGUUCGUCGAGUUCGCAAAAGAGAAAUCUGAAUCGGAAAGCGAUUGAUUAGGUUGCAAUCUGUGCUCGUUCUGUACUAGCUGAAUGUGUUCUGCAACCCAUCCAACACCUCCCUUUUUCAGUACGAAAUCGAGUUUCGCGGAGGUUCUGUCAAUGGGCGGACGGGUGCCGACGGUGAAAGGACUAGUCGCGAAUCGACUGUCAGUUGCCCCCUCUCGCCCCCUCUCCUCCAACUCAAUGACUUCCAGGUUUGGCGCCGGACACCAAGCAUCCGACGAGCCGCGCCGCCGACCGCUUCGCUCCUUUCCGCCAACAACUCAUCAAGCAUACACCUUUAGGUGCUCGUCCGACCCCUCCACUCAUCCCUAAUCCUCUUUUUUCAGCAGUACGAUAG